UUCGCAUGCACGAUUUGCUAGUCGAAAAAUCGUCGCGGAUCAGUUUGUACAACUGCGGGGCUGACAAAAUGGCCACCCUAACAGUAUCUCGGAGAAGAGAAAUAAUGCAAAAAGCCGGUUGGAAGAUUGACCAGAAUGAUGAGGCUUGCUAUAUAGAUAUUGAUGAAUGUGUGGACGAAGACUUGACUGCAGACGACAAUAGCUUCUCACAAUGGCACACUCUGCCCGAUAUAUUAUUGGAAGAAAUAUUCUCAUAUCUAACAUACAGAGAACGGUAUUACGCCAGUUUGGUAUGUAAGCAUUGGUACAGUGCCUUCUAUCUGCCCAUGGUGUGGCAAAACUUUCUUGUCGAUGAUCGAACACUAACACGUGCUAAAUACAACUACUACUCGGGCUGGCAAUAUUGUUUGGAUCAUAUACGAACACAGAACUGUCUGUCUCGAGUUGGCAAAUAUCUGCGCGGCUUGGAAUUCAGACCCGAGCAUAGUUUUAACAAUAUUUUCCAGUUUAUGACAAUGCUUUCAUGGAGUAUGGACAAAGGCUCUGAAGUGAAAGCACCUGCCGACCUUAAGUUUAUGGGCGCUCGCAUAAGAUCACUCGUCUACGUAUUUCCCUGCAAUAUGUCACAGGCUAACGAUCCUGAGGGUAUUAAACUCUUCGGUACUGGUGGUCAGUUGCUUAAAGGUCUCAAGGAACUCUUAUCCAAGUUGCGUGAUCUACGAACUUUGAAAUUAAUUGAUUUCGUACUGGAACGUUUUGAGGCCAAACAUUUGCUGGAUGAAGUAUUGGAAGCGUGCUGUACGAAGAUGCGCGUCUUAAAUUUGGUGAAUGUCACAACCACACAUUGUCCCAUUAUGCAUGUGGGACUGUUUAUCAAUUUACAGAUUCUAACAAUCUCACCGCAAAAUAUUGACGAUGACGUUUUAAUUUUAUUAGCCGAUACCAAAUUGAAGCAUUUGCAUUUGUUGCAAAACUGUUAUACUUCCACCUACCUGUCUAUUUCGCCUUGUAGUGUUAAGGCAUGGCGGCAACUGAAAAGGGAUAAUCCACGGUUAAAGGUGCAUCUUCGUGUGGAAUCCAUGGGCGAUGGCGAAGUUGUCUUCCAACCCGAAGCACCCGUGUACAGUGUCACUUAUGAGGCACCCAAAUCAAAAGUUAAGACAGACUUCGUCUUACGCAUGGUGGAUCAUUACAAAAACAAGCUCAGUGUGUACGGUCAUGAGACAUUGCCACGAUUCACCAGUCCAAAGCCCUUUCACAAUCGCAUCGACAGCCUGAUGCUGCUGAUCGCUCGACAGUGUUUCAAUCUGCACACUUUGUUUAUUCGGGAGAAAGUGUCUACCUCCACUGUGUUGUUGAUUGCGAGAACCGCUAAGAAUCUGCGUAUUCUCCAUGUACGUCGCUACGCGGUCAUCAUACGCUGCGAUUGGCCGCGACAUCCCGAAUGGACGGAUGAGUUCUAUAUUUGGCUGCGGCACACGUCGCGCUCUUACGAAGCAGUGGAACGCGAAGUGUCGCAAAUGCUCGGCUACAAGUGGCAUUUCCUCAGCGAUUGUGAAUACAAGAAACUGCAGGUGGAUGUGCGAAGAGCGUGGUGAGAGGAAGGAAAGAUAAAAAAGUGUGAUAUUAAAUAUAUGUUGACAUACGUAUCUAUCUAUACGGCAGUGUUUGUUUGUAUAUGCUUAAGUGUUUGAUCGAAUGCAAAUGCAUUACUGUUUUCUAUUUAUGUAU
Ceratitis capitata (Mediterranean fruit fly) is the source of this 1731-nucleotide messenger RNA. RefSeq lists its product as uncharacterized. NCBI's taxonomy places the organism in Eukaryota, Metazoa, Arthropoda, Insecta, Diptera, Tephritidae. The record is from RefSeq and is a predicted model, not a curated record. The transcript is spliced from 8 exons. Bases 6 to 1598 code for a protein of 530 amino acids. Gene Ontology annotation, molecular function: protein binding.